Molecule: messenger RNA, 1127 nt
Organism: Nanorana parkeri
Lineage: Eukaryota; Metazoa; Chordata; Amphibia; Anura; Dicroglossidae
Gene: STARD7
Product: StAR related lipid transfer domain containing 7
Exons: 8
Coding region: 54-1037 (327 amino acids)
Molecular function (GO): lipid binding
Source: RefSeq, a predicted model, not a curated record
GGCUCGGGCCUCGCUGUAGCAGGAGUGCUGCAGACUGCUUUCUGCGGCUCAAGAUGUGGCAGCGGGCGGUGCGCGGUGUCUUUGCCGGGUGGCUGCGCUCCUGUCGUCCCCCGGUGGGCCACCAUGGGAGCGCCCAGCAGCGGGAGAGCAGGAUGCUCAUUCGGGGUGCCCGCUACAGGAACACGCCCGGGAGGACGGGCAGACUGCUGGCCGCGCUAACAGGGGCCUUCCUGUGGGAAGAAGAGCGGGUGAGAGAGGAGGAGAUCCUGAGGCCCGCUGAGGAGAUGGAGAAGGUGCGGUUUGCAGCCCACAGAUCUCAGUAUCAAAGUUCACAGUGUGAGGAGGAUGACGGCUGGGAACUGGUCCUGGAUAAAAAAGACUUCAGGUUGUGGCGGCGGCCUAUAGGAGGGACCCAUCUGUAUCAGUACAGAGUAUUUGGCUCGUAUAACGAUGUGACCCCUCGUCAGUUCUUUAAUGUGCAGUUAGACACAGAGUACCGCAAGAAAUGGGAUGCGUUGGUGAUUAAACUGGAAGUGAUUGAGAGAGAUGUAUUCUCUGGAUCAGAAGUCAUUCACUGGGUCACUCAUUUCCCUUAUCCUAUGUACUCCCGGGACUAUUUGUAUGUCAGGAAGUAUCACGUGGACCAGGAGAAUAACCUCAUGGUGUUGGUCUCUCGAGCAGUGGAGCACCCGGAGGUACCAGAGGCUGCUGACUAUGUACGAGUGAGGAACUACCAGUCUCAGAUGGUCAUCAGACCUCACACAACAUUUGAUGAGAAUGGCUUUGAUUAUAUGUUGACAUAUAGUGACAACCCACAGACUGUGUUUCCUCGCUAUUGUGUCAAUUGGAUGGUAUCCAGUGGGAUGCCAGAUUUCCUGGAGAAGCUUCACUUGGCAACAGUCCAUGCCAGAAACAUGGAGAUCAAAGUGCGAGAUUACAUAUCCACCCGUCCUCAGGACUGCAGCAAUGAAGGGCGAGGCAGUCCUGAGCGGAAACCUGCAGCUGCACACAGUCCGUCACAAAUGGAUUACGCAUAAUAGGAGUACUAGACACCCACGUUACUCCCACAGACUUGCAUGAGGGGCGAGAGCUGCUCGGACAAUGAGCGUGAAGGCCAGCUGUGCCUG